Botrytis cinerea B05.10 is the source of this 1771-nucleotide messenger RNA. RefSeq lists its product as hypothetical. The record is from RefSeq and is a predicted model, not a curated record. Bases 1 to 1545 code for a protein of 514 amino acids. The transcript is spliced from 3 exons. NCBI's taxonomy places the organism in Eukaryota, Fungi, Ascomycota, Leotiomycetes, Helotiales, Sclerotiniaceae.
AUGGCUCCAAGCAGAGAUUCACAUACAGUUUUCUAUGCCUAUGGGGCUGAAAAGGUUCCAGUCACAGCGAUCAUAUUUAGCAGUCCCAAGCCUGGUGCUGAGUGGGCAUGGCUUUCAAACCUUUACGAGGAGAAAUUUGUUGACGAUGAAGGAACGGUUUACCGGUCCGCUGAGAAUUAUUUCCAAGCGGCAAAAGCGUGGAUGAUGAAAGAUAAAGUCAUUUUCCGCAAACUGGUUGAUUGCGCUCCCAAUAAAGCAAGAACAGAAGUCAAGAAAAUCCUCAACUUUGAUACGACUAAGUGGAAUGAGAUUUCAAGUAGCAUGAUGGCUAAUGCCCUUUACUAUAAAUAUCGACACAAGGACUCAUGGAUACAGGCUUUGGUCAAUACAGGAAAUGGGUUGAUUGUUGAGGCCAGAGAUGAUGUGGUUUGGGGCUCGGGACUUACCAAACCUCAGACGUUGAAAACUAAAAUCUGCGAGUGGCCCGGGGAGAAUAAGUUAGGUCAUUUGUUGAUGGAGAUCCGCUUACACUUCAGAGAUCUCUUGCAUAAUGAGAAUUCCGCAACCAGUAGCGGCAGCAUCAGCAGUACACAAAUAUCCAAUGCCGCCGCAACGGUUAAUGCCGUCAGUUCCAAUGGUAUGAGGUUUGGUCCGGAGCCCUUACCAGUACCGACACCAAAUAUGCGACCAGGGACCAGUCCAGAUGUUGUGCAAGAGGCAGAAAUAAGUGGAAGUUCUGUGCCCAUGGAUGUGGAUGUCCCCAUCACAUCAACUUCCGACACCGAUCUGAAUGCGAAUCACAACGCCUCCGCGCCAGGCAGUGAUGAUGAUGUCACUGCUACACUCCAUGCUACAGGCGAUGCAAAUGUUGGAAACAAGGCUGGCGAACUUGAGGCGAUUAGCACAGUCGACCAAAUUUCGGAAGAACAAAAGUUGGCAGAGACAAGAGCAAGAGCUGAAGCCGAUUUACAACGAGAAAAUGAAAAGCAACGCGCUGAACAAUUCGCCAUAUUAUAUGAGAAAGAAAAAGAGCUGGCGAGACUGAAGCAGGAGGAAUAUCGGAGACAACAUCCGCCAGCGCCAGUCGAAAAAGCUCCCAAGAUAUAUGAUACUGACGACUCUGAUUCAUCUGACGUAGAAGAAGAGAUGUUGGAGGAAGAGCAAACUGAUAAACCGGAGCCCGCCUCUACCAAGACUAUAAAAAUCCGUUUGUUUUCAAAAAGCAAAGAAACUCAUCCACCUUCCACUCAAAAUAAUUCAGCAAGAAAGGCGCCGGUGUUGUCAACCCCCGCAAAGAGAAGGGCUGACACGGAUUUUGUACCCAAGACACCAAAGAAGUCGAAGAAGGCCGAUCUUGUACCCAAGCCACCAAAGAUGUCAAAGAAGGCCGAUGUUGUACCCAAGACACCCAAAAAGUCAGAGGCGAGUGGUUUCAAAGCUCUCGGAAUCACCCCUCCACCGACUCCAGCAAUUCGAAAGUCCCGUAGAAAGGCUGCAUUGGCGAGCGAGAACAAAACAAAGUCAUUGGCAAAGGAGAACGAGUGAUUUUUUGACACUUGAUGCUUAGUUGCGUGAAGAUGCUAGGUCAGGUGCUUACUUACUAGGGGUUAUCCUUAUUUAUCUAUUUUUCAUUUUUCAUUUUUCAUUAGUCGUUUCACAGAAUUUCGGGGCAUUAUUAGUUUAUUUGAGACCAUUUCGAUCAGCAAGGAACGAUAUGUUCAGGGGCAUAAUAUCACAAAAUGACAUGAGGAGAGAACAUGAGGAGAGAACA